Molecule: messenger RNA, 324 nt
Organism: Helobdella robusta
Lineage: Eukaryota; Metazoa; Annelida; Clitellata; Rhynchobdellida; Glossiphoniidae
Exons: 2
Coding region: 1-324 (107 amino acids)
Source: RefSeq, a predicted model, not a curated record
AUGCGUGUUUCAUCCAUUAAUUUCAAUUCUAUCAAGUCAGUGCAUCAGUACAACUUUGCAUGUCUUAGUUUGAUAUUUUCAAGGCUGUCUGCUCAAGUCAUCAUAAGAAGCGUGGAAGAGAUGGAGAUGAAUGCAGAAGCAGGUAGGCCAGACGUCGGUGGGAGGGGUUGGAAGAUUUGUUCUGCUGAAUUAUUUAUCAGGCUGAGCGACUGGCGUGGCGUGGUGUUCAUGAAGUUGCAUCCAACUGAAAGUCAUCAGCAGCAGCAGACCAAUGCGUUCUGUGUCGUCGUCCUGGUACAUUUCCAGAUCAUAUCGGUCAAAUAA